Lodderomyces margitis is the source of this 1206-nucleotide messenger RNA. It is a transcript of the gene FOX3, whose product is annotated as Fox3p. The transcript has a single exon. The coding region runs from base 1 to 1206 and encodes 401 amino acids. Gene Ontology annotation, biological process: fatty acid beta-oxidation; phenylacetate catabolic process. The record is from RefSeq and is a predicted model, not a curated record. Gene Ontology annotation, cellular component: peroxisome. Gene Ontology annotation, molecular function: acetyl-CoA C-acyltransferase activity. Lineage: Eukaryota; Fungi; Ascomycota; Pichiomycetes; Serinales; Debaryomycetaceae.
AUGUCACAAUACAAGCAAAAGAACCCAGACGAUGUUGUCAUUGUUGCCGCUUAUCGUACCGCUUUAACCAAAGGUGGAAGAGGUGGAUUCAAAGACGUUGGAUCCGACUACCUCUUGAAGGAGUUGGGAGAACAGUUUAUCAAAAAGACUCACCUUGAUCCAACCCUCGUUCAGGAUAUAGCCAUCGGUAAUGUGUUGCACGCAAGAGGUGGUGACUUUGAACAUCGUGCUGCUUUAAUGGCUGCUGGAUUCCCACACACCACUCCUUUUGUUGCCAUUAAUAGAUUUUGUUCUUCCGGUUUGAUUGCUGUUUCGCAAGUAGCAAACAAGAUCCGUACUGGUGAAAUCGAGUGUGGUAUUGGAGGUGGUGUUGAGUCUAUGUCUAAAGACUAUGGUCCAAAUGCCAUCACCAAGUACGACCCUGCAUACGAGAACAAUGAAGAGUUUAAAAAGAAUCAAAUUCCAAUGGGUAUCACUAAUGAAAACGUUUGUGAUAAAUUUGGAAUCUCAAGAGAAAAGCAAGAUGAAUUCGCCGCCAAGUCUUUUAACAAGGCUGAAAAGGCUCAAGCUGAAGGUAAAUUCAAGGAGGAAAUUCUUCCAAUCGAAUCUUGGAUUGAAGAUGAUGAAGAAGAAGAUGAGGAUGGUGAACCAAUUGAGAAGAAGGUUGUCAUUUCAGAAGAUGAGGGUAUUAGAAAGGGAGUCACCCCUGAAAAGCUUGCCAAGAUCAAGCCUGCAUUCAAAAAAGAUGGUUCUACAUCUGCUGGUAACGCCUCUCAAGUUACCGAUGGUGCUGCUUUGGUAUUAUUGAUGAGACGUUCAUUUGCUGAAAAGCACGGUUAUCCAAUUGUCGCCAAGUACCUUGGUUGUUGGGUUGCUGGUGUCCCACCGGAGAUUAUGGGAAUUGGUCCUGCUGUUGCCAUCCCAAAGGCUUUGCAAAAGACUGGUCUUAAAGUCGAUGACAUCUCCGUUUUCGAAAUUAACGAGGCCUUUGCUGGUCAAUGUUUGUACUCGAUCCAAUCAGUGGGAAUCCCUGAGGAGAAAGUCAACUUGAAUGGUGGUGCCAUUGCUUUGGGUCACCCUAUGGGGGCCACUGGUGCUAGACAAUACGCUACUAUCUUGCCAUUGUUGAAGCCAGGUCAAAUUGGAUUGACUUCUAUGUGUAUUGGAACUGGUAUGGGUGCCGCUUCCAUCAUUAUUAGAGAAUAA